This is a messenger RNA of Eleginops maclovinus (Patagonian blennie), 3216 nucleotides long. RefSeq names its product alpha-1,3-mannosyl-glycoprotein 4-beta-N-acetylglucosaminyltransferase C-like. The coding region runs from base 289 to 1722 and encodes 477 amino acids. Lineage: Eukaryota; Metazoa; Chordata; Actinopteri; Perciformes; Eleginopidae. The transcript has 5 exons. Gene Ontology annotation, biological process: protein N-linked glycosylation. Gene Ontology annotation, molecular function: acetylglucosaminyltransferase activity. The record is from RefSeq and is a predicted model, not a curated record.
GAGUGGGGCACCAGUAGAGAGAGAGAGCGAGAGAGAGAGAGAUCAAAGCAGAGGAAGAGUCAGAGGAGGAAGAAGAGGAUGAGCGAUAGCAGCGCUGCAGAGAGAGAGCUCUGCGACGAGUGUUUACUCCACUUUUUCUGAGAGCCGGUUAUGUUCCCUCUGCGUGACUCAUGGAAGUGAUUUAGGCCGACUCUUUUAGACAUUUAGGAUCAAUGCCAGUCCUCCGAGUACAGAGAAGAAACCCCGACAACAAUCCGACCACUUCAGCAGGCAGAGAUCUUGAGGCUCAUGUGGAAGUCCGUGGACAAGAUGAGGUGCUUCAGGAAACGCUCCAUGUUCCCCUUCCUCGGCUUCCUCAUCACCUUCCUCCUCUUCUUCAACCUCUACAUGGACGAUGGAUACGUGCUGGAGGCAGAAAAGAGACAGCUGGGAGAGACCCUGAUGCAUCCUGGGAACUCAGAGAGAUACGUGCACACCUUCAGGGAUCUGUCCAACUUCUCCGGGACCAUCAACGUGACGUAUCGCUACCUCGCAGGAAUCCCUCUGCCACGCAAAAAGUAUCUCACCAUCGGUUUGUCAUCUGUGAAGAGGAAAAAGGGGAACUACCUCCUGGAGACGAUCAAAUCCAUCUUCGAUCAGUCCAGCUACGAGGAGCUCAAAGAGAUCGUGGUCGUGGUCCACCUGGCAGACUUUGACCUGGCCUGGUGUGAGAACCUGGUGCAGGAAAUCACCAGGAAGUUUGCGCACCACAUCAUAGCGGGACGCCUGCUGGUGAUCCAGGCCCCGGAGGAGUACUACCCCUCUCUGGACGGGCUGAAGAGGAACUACAACGACCCGGAGGACCGCGUCCGCUUCCGCUCCAAGCAGAACGUGGACUACGCUUUCCUCCUCAACUUCUGCACCAACCUGUCUCACUUCUACAUGAUGCUGGAGGACGACGUGCGCUGCUCCAGAAACUUUCUGACAGGGCUGAAGAAGGUGAUCACCUCCAGAGAAGGAUCCUACUGGGUGAUGCUGGAGUUCUCCAAGCUGGGCUACAUCGGGAAGCUGUACCACUCCAGAGACCUGCCGCGCCUGGCUCAUUUCCUCCUCAUGUUCUACCAGGAGAUGCCCUGCGACUGGCUGCUCAUCCACUUCAGGGGUCUGCUGGCCCAGAAGGACGUGAUCCGCUUCAAGCCCUCGCUGUUUCAGCACAUGGGCUACUACUCGUCCUACAAAGGAGCAGAGAACAAGCUGAAGGACGACGACUUCGAGGAAGACUCCAUAGACAUUCCCGACAACCCUCCUGCCAGCCUUUACACCAACAUCAACGUCUUUGAGAACUACGACGCCACCAAGGCUUACAGCACUGUGGACGAGUACUUCUGGGGGAAGCCUCCGUGCACGGGGGAUUUCUUUCUUAUAAUCUUUAACAAAUCGACUAAAAUCAGCAGGAUUAAAAUAGUGACGGGCACCGAGGACAGACAAAAUGACAUCCUUCACCACGGAGCGCUGGAGGUGGGACAGAAGUCUGUGGACACUAAACAGGGCCGGCAGUGCACGUCCUACAUCACACUGGGGGAGUUUAAAGGCGGGAGCAUCGAGGUGGACAACGUCGAUCAUAAGAUCGGCUUCGACAUCGAGUGUGUGCGGCUCGUUGUCACCGCCACUCAGAAGGAGUGGCUCAUCAUAAGGACUAUCAGCUUAUGGACCACACAGCCUGUGAGCCAGUUCAUAAAUUAACAGAGGGAAAGUAUCUUCUGUGAUGUACAGGAUUGAUUUGGGAGUUCAUUUUGGACUACUUCUGGGAAAUUAAGUUUAUGGGAUUCAAAGCUAUCCAUAUUUUCUUGGGUUGUUCAGAGAUCUCCUGUAUAGCUGCGUUUCCAACCCAUGGUACGACUCGCACAACAGAGCCGGCCAGCUAACCAAUCAGAGCAGACUGGGCUCUGCUUUCAGUCAGAGGGUGAAAAGAGGUGCUGCAUCACAGGCAGUAUGAGAAAAAUAAAGAGCUUUUUGAACAUUAAAGCAUGGAGACAUGUCACAGGAGAAACAAAAUUAGCAUAUUAUGUCCUCUUGAAAUCUUGGUUCAAGGCUCAAUGGCUAUUGACGGUAGUGUGCUAUUUAACAAAGUUUGUGAAGGAUGUCCUGUGACCAUUAUGUCUGACCGAUCAGUGAUCAUAAUUAUAAACUACAAUAAGUCUACUAGCCAGAACUGUGAACCUGUAAAUGUUACGUACCCUAAAGUUUUAUCUGUAUUUUUGAUCAAAUAUUAAAGCAAUAUGUCCAACACAAACGAUCCCGCGUUGACUAAAAGUUCAAAAUCAACUUAGAAUUCAUCAAUAUCUACCCACCGGGAGUACAGAUAUAUCCUGAAAUGGUCAGAGAGCAUCCUCAAAAAACACUCCAAUACGGUCCAAAUCAGCCAUGCCAUUUAUGUACUAUUGUCCAUUUGUCCUUUAAUGCUAAUUAACGCAACUUUUGCUCGGACAUACUAUACAUCUCUAACAUGAAACUUUGAGGUACUGAUCAUUCCUGGGUAUAGGAGCCUCUGAGCUGCCAAAUAUAAUCGACUAUAAUGGAAAAGCCAAACAGAGUAAGAGGAUGGAGCUGCCAUGCGGUGGAAACGCAGCAUCAUGAUGUUUUCUAGGGCUGAACUGAAUGUCAUGUUUUUAAUGCAAAGCUUUUAUUGAGGUGUUUGAAAGAAGCUCCACAUGUGUGUUGUCCACACCCUGAACAUAUUAUGAAAACAGCUUUAUUUUUAUUCCGGUUAUACUGUAUAAAUGUAAAUUAUGCUGCAGGGAGAUCGCUGCAUCUUUAUUACGGGUGGGUGUUUCAUUUUGUGUGCAGAGAGUUUUUUGAAGAGGACCAAAAUGAUGUUUCUAAAGGCUUUAUGCAAAUAAUAUGGAUUGAAGAAGAAUAUUUAAUCAGAUAAAAACAUGUUGUUUAUUUGGGAAGCUAUUACAUCUAUCUUUUUGCAAUAAAUGUGGACUUUACAAAGUGUUGGAGUUAAUUGAAAUGUUAGAUCACUGGAGUCUGAAACAAACACAGCCACCACUGAAAUCUACUUGUUAACGGUAUAAUAAUAUUAAUACCAUAGCCCUGUCUUUAUCUGUAACUGUGCAGAAAAACCUGGUUUGGACAGAAUUAAUUGACAUUUUGCUUCUGCAUUUCUUUUUGGUACAGCCCUUUUGUUUUAAAUGUAUUAAAAUGACUAAUCUGUUCAGUGUGGAACCUUUA